AUGGGUUGUAUCGGGACCAGCGACGAACAGCAGCGAUUACUGCAGCGAACAACUGACUCCCGCCGACCGCGUCUUCUAUCAAUCCACUCGGCGAUUCAGGUUUCCCGCCCUGCUGCCCAUCAUCUCGCGGAACACCGUGUCGUUUCAAAUCUCUUUAAUCCUAUUCAAAUUACUGCUAAUUUUAUCCGCAAUCUAUCUAUCUAUCUAUCUAUCUAUCUAUCUAUCUAUCUAUCUAUCUAUCUAUCUAUCUAUCUGCCUUUCUAUUUCUGCUUAUCUCUCUUUCUUUCUUUCUUUCUUUCUUUCUCAGUCUAUUCAGUAUCUAUCUAUCUACCUAUCUAUCUAUCUCUGUCUAUUCAGUAUCUAUCUAUCUCUCAGUCUAUUCAGUAUCUAUCUAUCUAUCUAUCUAUCUAUCUAUCUAUCUAUCUAUCUAUCUAUCUAUCUAUCUAUCUCUGUCUAUUCAGUGUCUAUCUAUCUAUCUCAGUCUAUUUAGUAUCUAUCUAUCUAUCUAUCUAUCUAUCUAUCUAUCUAUCUAUCUCUUAUCUAUCUAUCUAUCUAUCUAUCUAUCUAUCUCUGUCUAUUCAGUAUCUAUCUAUCUAUCUCAGUCUAUUUAGUAUCUAUCUAUCUAUCUAUCUAUCUCUGUCUAUUCAGUAUCUAUCUAUCUAUCUCAGUCUAUUUAGUAUCUAUCUAUCUAUCUAUCUCUGUCUAUUCAGUAUCUAUCUAUCUAUCUCAGUCUAUUUAGUAUCUAUCUAUCUAUCUAUCUAUCUAUCUAUCUCAUAUCUAUCUAUCUAUCUAUCUAUCUAUCUCUGUCUAUUCAGUAUCUAUCUAUCUAUCUCAGUCUAUUUAGUAUCUAUCUAUCUAUCUAUCUAUCUAUCUAUCUAUCUCAGUCUAUUCAGCAUCUAUCUAUCUAUCUCUUAUCCAUCUAUCCAUCUAUCCAUCUAUCUAUCUCUGUCUAUUCAGCAUCCAUCUAUCUAUCUCAGUCUAUUUAGUAUCCAUCUAUCCAUCUAUCUAUCCAUCUAUCCCAGUCUAUUCAGUAUCCAUCUAUCUAUCUCUUAUCCAUCUAUCUAUCCAUCCAUCCAUCUAUCUAUCCAUCUAUCUCUGUCUAUUCAGCAUCCAUCCAUCUAUCUCAGUCUAUUUAGCAUCUAUCUAUCUAUCUAUCUAUCUAUCUCUUAUCUAUCUAUCUAUCUAUCUAUCUAUCUAUCUAUCUAUUUAUCUCUGUCUAUUCAGUAUCUAUCUAUCUAUCUCAGUCUAUUUAGUAUCUAUCUAUCUAUCUAUCUAUCUAUCUAUCUCAGUCUAUUCAGUAUCUAUCUAUCUAUCUAUCUCUGUCUAUUCAGUAUCUAUCUAUCUCUCAGUCUAUUCAGUAUCUAUCUAUCUAUCUAUCUCUGUCUAUUCAGUAUCUAUCUAUCUAUCUCAGUCUAUUUAGUAUCUAUCUAUCUACCUAUCUAUCUAUCUAAGUCUAUUCAGUAUCUAUCUAUCUAUCUAUCUAUCUAUCUAUCUAUCUAUCUAUCUAUCUCUGUCUAUUCAGUGUCUAUCUAUCUAUCUCUGUCUAUUCAGUAUCUAUCUAUCUAUCUCAGUCUAUUCAGUAUCUAUUCUAUACCUAUCUGUUUAUUCAGUAUCUAUCUAUCUAUCUAUCUAUGCCUCUGUCUAUCAAAUGUUUCUUAA
Molecule: messenger RNA, 1659 nt
Organism: Acanthosepion pharaonis
Lineage: Eukaryota; Metazoa; Mollusca; Cephalopoda; Sepiida; Sepiidae
Source: the annotation of a GenBank genome assembly